AUGAUGAAGUUCAACCUAUUACGUGCUCAGAACAGAAUGAAACUGUACGCGGACUCUCGCAGGUCAGAUCGUGUCUUUCAGAUAGGUGAUCACGUUUAUUUGAAGCUGCAACCUUAUCGCCAACACUCCCUCAAAGGUCGUCAUGUUCCACAUAAGUUAUCCCCUCGGUUCUAUGGUCCUUUCCAGGUUCAGGAUCGUGUUGGUUCACUCGCAUACAAGCUUGAUCUUCCUUCGGGUGUUGCUAUACACACUGUUUUUCACGUCAGUCAACUCAAGCUCUGUCCUAAUCCAUCCUCUGUUUCAUCGACACUUCCACAAUAUCUCUCCGAUGUGGGAAAAACAAAGGAGCCUGAAAUUAUCCUUGAGAAGAAGAUGGUCAACAGACAUAAUAAGGCUGUAACUAAAGUUCUUGUCCAAUGGAAAGGGUACCCUCUUCAGCAAGCAACUUGGGAAUUUUAUCAAGACUUCAUUGCCAAGUUUCCUCAUUUCCAUAUUUUUAUCCUUGAGGCCAAGGAUGUUCUGAAGGAGGGAGUAUUGUGA
Messenger RNA from Brassica oleracea var. oleracea, 540 nucleotides. RefSeq lists its product as uncharacterized. The transcript has a single exon. NCBI's taxonomy places the organism in Eukaryota, Viridiplantae, Streptophyta, Magnoliopsida, Brassicales, Brassicaceae. Bases 1 to 540 code for a protein of 179 amino acids. The record is from RefSeq and is a predicted model, not a curated record.